ACCUUAUUGCAUAGAAAAGCUUCGGUACAUUAAAGCAAUGUCGUAUAGGUGCAAAUAAGUCGUCUACUUGCAACCAGAGGGUAUGGACUCCAAUUAAAUGACCAAUUUAUUCCACAUACAUGUAAAUACAAGUCAUUGACUGAAAUUUUAAAAUGAAGUUUCACGUUUGGCCUCUCCUUAAUCAAAACAUUGCAUACAAAGCCUGAGAAAUUGUAACAAAUUCUAAUUCCCUCACAGGGACAAACCAUUUGCUUAUACCUAAUCGGAAUGAUAAACGAAUUGCCAGUUUAUUGAACCUCUUUUAUUGAAAAAAAAAAUAUCGGUGUAUAACAAGUUCACGAGUCUCGCUUAAAUACUAAAAUCUCUCGUGUUCCUUUCAGUUAAUAGCCUCAUUCGGUUGUUCAUCCUCAUUCAGCUUCAUGCGGUUGUUCCCAGUUACUCUCGAGGGGAUCCCAAUAAUUGCCGUACCUGCUCGCACAAUACUGUGUACAGUAACCUGGGUGUCUUGCGUCUCCGUCGUAGGAAUAGAACGCCAACGCACCGCCUUUUCCCGACCCUCUGAAGCCCGGCAUGUCUUUGUACAGUCGGUCACAUCCCAGACACUGCAGUUUUGAAUCGUUGCAUUUUUGUUGACAACCUUGACAGUGUUCCCUUUGCGAUGUGGGCUCUGAUGUACCAUGCUUCGUGGUCUUCAUGUUAUUUGGUAAAUAAACGCCUUCAGACGGCUGGUAUGUCGGCUCAUAAAUGUGCGCGGCUGAGAGAUUGCCCGAAAAAUGAAUCUUUGGCCGGGAAGCGAAGGUUCGAGGGUUUCUGAUCAUUAUCUUAGUCUCGCACGAAAAGCGUGGGGUCUGACUUUGUCGGGGCCUGCUAUUGUAAUCUCGAACAAAAAGCGUGGGGUCUGAGUCAUGUUCUGGGCCUGAUAAUAUAGUCUCGCACGAAAUACGUGGGGUCUGACAUUGUCGGGGCCUGAUCGUAGUCUCGCACGAAAAGCGUGGCGUCUGAGAUUGUAGGUGUCAUGUUCGGGGCCUGAUAUUGCAGUCUCGCGCGAAAAACGUGGGGUCUGACAUUGUCGGGGCCUGAUAUUGUAAUCUCGCACGAAAAGCGUGGGGUCUGAGAUAGUACUAUCUUAUUAAAGUGCGGUAUCGGAUGUGGAUGCUCAAGGCCUGAUGUUGUAGUUUCGCGCCUAACUGUGACACACAUCACAUCUUGUCGAAAGAUCCAAGUUUGAAAUCACCUAUCAAACGUUCGAAUGCCUAAAAAUGUCGCCUUUUUCGGGUUUAAUACUAAAGUCUCGCGCGAAAAUUGUGGAGUCUGAUAUCUAAUAUCGUUUGUUUCAUGUUUGGGAAGUUAUAAGUUCUAUCUCCGUCGAGAAAGCGCGAGGUUCAUCCUCUGCGACUUAUAGGUUAGUCUCACGCUGAACUCAUACAUAUGUUAUAUGUUGAAGCCUUGCGCUCAGAAGGCUAGGGGCCUGAUACGCCAUAUUCUGGGCCAAAUAUUUUAUUAUCAGUACUAUAAUAUCGUAUGAGAGUUUUGUGUUCGGGGCGUGAUAUUCUAGACUUACAUUGUGUUUGCGGGUUCGAAUUAGUACAUGUAUUUUCUAUGCACGGGGAUAUUGUAGGUUUUCUUAAUAUGAAACGCGAGGCAUCUCGGUGAUAUCUUGCUAUCCGAAUAGCGCGACCUUUUUAAUAUUCUUCGUUCGGAUGUUCGAGAUUCUUAUAUGCUUGUCUCCCUUCUGAAUUCUCUGUUAUUGUGGGCCUGACUUAGCAUCUCGAUAUGAGUAAGAAGAAGGGGAGAGGGGCCUGAGAUUGAGGGUCUAAGGUGGAGGGUCUGAGACGCGGGGUGUGAGGUGAAGGGUCUCAGGUGGGGGGCCUGAGAUGGUGGUUUGAGAUGGGGACCUGAAAUGGGGGAUCUGAGAUGGGGGGCCUGAGAUGGGGAAAACUUUCCAAACCCUGCUCUCACGCUGGAUCAGGGUUUCUGAGCGCUUUCAAUAGCAACAUCACUGUAAAUAAUGAAAUUGAAUACAUGUAUACUUCCCUGCUAUUGAAUACAUGUUACUUCCCUGCUAGCAGAGGCUCUUUUCUUGGUGUUCGCUGCGAACACCAGGAAAAGAGCCUCUACUAGCAGGGAACUCUGUUACCAGAGCGACCGUGAAUGUAGGCGAUAAUUUGCCAGACUAAAGCUAAGAUCAUCAUCAAAAAGCCAGUGGAUACAUGAUUAGUCGGAUCCUCGUAGAAUGGAGACCGAGGAAGCACCUCAAGAGACCUUCCGCAAAAGGUUGACAGUUCCCAGCGGAUUUAGAAACUUGCUUGAAGGCCUAACUGUGGAAAUUUUGCGUUCGAAUCCAGCCGACAUUUACAAAUUUGCCGCGGAGUAUUUCGACGCGAAGUUAAAAGAGCGUCAAGAGAGAGGGUAUGAUGAUUGCCUGCUGGGGUCGCAGAUCGAUGGAUAUUACAGGUACGAGCCUUUGGGAGGCAAACGAGAAGAACUUGAUAAAGCGGCCACUAAAAUUCAAGCAACGUUCCGUGGGCACAAAGCAAGGCAAGAAGCACAAACCUCUGAAAAGACUGGGAACAAUAAAAAUCUCGGAAAGGGUAAACUGCCGCUGAACACUGCUGGCAGUUUUGGCGGGAAAGAGUACGGCGGGAAAGAACACGCGGCUGCCACUAGCAUACAAGCUGGUUACCGUGGUUACUACACUCGUAAGAAAUUAAGAGCGCGAAACGAAGCUGCGACAACAAUCCAGGCUGGUUAUCGAGGCUAUGCUGUUAGAAAAGGCUUGCAAGAUAACGACGUUUGGACCAAACCGCUGGACGAGGAUAGCAAGGAUGUUGCGACAAAUGAGGAGGAAGAAGCAGCCGCCAUUAAAAUACAAUCUGCAUUUAGAGGACAUCAAACCAGGAAUGCAAUUCGCGGUGAGCUGAAAAGUAACUCUCCAGCUGAUCGAGGGAUCGAAGACUCAUCUCUCAAAGAUGGCAGCGUAGCAAAUGAACAAGGCUAUGAGGAACAGAAAGCAAAUGAUUCUACAGAAACAGAUAAAGACGAAGCUGCGACUAAAAUCCAGUCAAGCUACCGUGGUUAUUACACUCGCAAACAGUUUAAACAAAAGAGCGCGGCAGCGACGACCAUCCAAGCCCAUUACAGAGGUUAUCGGGUGCGCGAAAUGCGGCGCGCCAAAUCUGAGGCAGCCGUCAAGAUACAAAGUUACUACCGAGGCUACAAGACGAGGGAAAGACUGGGUAAGCGCCAUUCCACGAAAACAUUCCUCGACGUUUCAACCCAAGACGAGUUUGCAUUGCAUAGGGAUAGUCGGACAUCCUUUAGUCUUCCCGAAGGUGUUAAGUUCGAAGGAAACCUGGACGAAGACAGUGACGCAGAGAUUGAUAAAAUGGUGGACAAAUUGACAGCCAUCAAAGAAGCCUCAUCUCCUGAAAAUGCAGAAGAAAAACACGAUGGUUAAUUGACAAUGAGGAUAGACUUCACUUCC
Messenger RNA from Orbicella faveolata, 3484 nucleotides. RefSeq lists its product as uncharacterized. The record is from RefSeq and is a predicted model, not a curated record. Gene Ontology annotation, molecular function: calmodulin binding. NCBI's taxonomy places the organism in Eukaryota, Metazoa, Cnidaria, Anthozoa, Scleractinia, Merulinidae.